GGCGUGCUAGUACUCUGUUUAAAGCAGAGACCAGGAUUUGCAGUCUUGUCAGUAUGCUUUGAUGAUUAUAAUAAAAAUGCAUAGAGGUACUUCGGAGCAGCAGCAAAGAGGUUUGAGUGUUGCAAGAAAGCAUGUGGCCUUGAGGAUAAUGAGGUUACGUGCAGGCUAUUGCGUCCGUGGCGGUUUGCCGUUAAUUCGCUUGGAGGUUGCCUUGCUGUAGGUGAUUGCUACUUUGCUUUCUAGUAACUCCAUCGUUUGCCCCUCCCAUGGUUACUCUACUCUGUCUGAAUUCAAUAUUUGAGAUUACGGCUCGUGGUCAUACGAGCUCUUCAAUCGCAAUACGUCGUCGCUGGUUGGAGUGAACCGACCAGCCUGUUCUUUGCUGCGUCGACUUUCCUGAAUUGCGUGUCCAUCAAUUUGGUAUUAUCACGUCCUCGGGUUUGAGCUGCCAAACUUCUCCAAUUCUAGCUUCAGUUGCAAUCUAUCCCUUUAAAAGAAUUGGUUCCAGUCUUCACCCUCCAGUUUGGGCAGUUCGAUCAGUAUGUUUUGUAGCUGGUGUGGGUAAUUAGAGCAGACGCCUCGAAUCUCUUAUUCAAGCUCAGUGUAAGGACUCCAGAUUCAUCUGCAUGAGACAGCAUUGGCGGUGCGUGCGAAUUCUCUCGAACUGGUGAUUGCUGCGAUUGAUUCACUUUCAAGCAAGUACAAUUGAGUGAAUUUAGCGAAGCUUUCUGAACCUUGCAGAAGUGCUCACGGAGUUUAAGAUUCAGCUCUCGAAGAGUAAGGCUUACACAUCUACAGAAUUGCGAGUCGAAGAAUCGCUAUUCUUUGACCAAUUAGGUUUCUGUGAUCAAUCUCCUCGUUUCCAAUGAAGAGAAUUUCCGUGUGAUAUGUGUCUUGAGUGGGAUUAGUUUUGAAGUUCGGCAUUCAACUGUCUUGGAGCAUGGGACUUGCCAUGCUCAGGCUAACUCUCCUUUCUGUCUCCAUCGUCCUCUUGCUGCGUCAUGCCGCUGCAUCCAAAUUCGAAGCCUUCUCGAACGAGGCUGAAUACGAUGUUGGGGACUCCUAUUUCAAGAUUCUUGCGGAGAAUGAAGACAAAGGAAACACUGCCCUUGAAUUACAGAGAACUCCAGAUGUACUAGUUAGUGGAGAUGGAAACAGUGCGGGGGUUAUGGUCAACCUAUCUGAAUCCGGAUUAUCCUACGUGAAGGACGUUCUCCUCGAGCAAAUACUGGAAGAGGUAACCCCAUUGGUAUUACCAGACAUGAAGACGCGCAUUAACUCUCCCAUCGGCCGCCUUGAUGUUGAAGUCUCCCACAAUGAACUUUCCUGGGCAAAUGUCUCACGUUCGGACGUAGUUCUGGGGAAGAAAGGCAUCACCGUGUUUGUUGGACAUAUUCAUGCCGGGGUUCGUCUUCAUUGGAAGUAUAAGUACACGGCCACUUAUGUCCCAUUUCCUGUCAACGACGGUGGAUGGGCGGAUGUGGAGGUAAAUGGCAUGCAAGUGAACAUGACAUCUGUUCUUGCAGCACGCAACGGAACGCUGCGGAUGACAGUAGUUGGGUGUGAAACUCACAUCGAUGACCUCCAUAUUAAAUUACAAGGGGGUGCAUCAUGGUUUUAUCAGCCGUUUGUGAAUGUGUUUGAUGCGGAGAUUCGUGCAGCUAUUGGAACUACAAUAUCAAAGAGGAUUGUUGCGAUCGCAGAGAAGCUGGAUAACACUCUUCAAGCACUUCCUCGCCAUUUACCUAUAGACGAUGUCUCCGCUGUUGAUGUGACCAUAAUGCAGGAUCCGGUAAUAGGCCCCACGUUCCUUAGCGUGUGCAUGAAGGGGGAGUUUGUCUCCCUCGUGAAACCCUCAAACUCCACAUGCCUGGAUUACGAGUUGCAGUCAGAACUGCUGCACAGUGACUCCACAAAAAUGGUCACAGUUGCCCUACGUGAGGACGUCAUUAACUCAGCAAUCGCUGUAUACUAUGAGGCUGGGUUUUUGGAGUGGGUAGGAGACGAGGCGCUAAAAGAGGCAUGGUUAAACACCCACUUCUGGAGAUGGAUCAUACCCCAAUUGUACAAGAAGUAUCCAAACAUGGACAUGGCAUUGGAUUUUUCCUGUUCCGCACCACCAACUGUCAAGCUUCAGAGUGAUGGUGUAACGGGGAAUGCUGCAGUUGAACUGACCUUGUUAGUGAAGACUGACGAAGAGCCUCUGCCUGUGGUCUGCAUCUCUUUGACCGUAUCCAUGGAUGCAAUGGUGAAUGUUGUGGAUAAUAAAAUCGCGGCUGAAUUGGCUCUAAACGACCUCGGCCUCGAACUGAAAUGGAGUGACAUUGGCAACUUUCCUGUCGCCCUUCUUCAGCCAACACUGCGAACAGUCAUCUCAAGGGUGAUUCUUCCUAUUUUGAACAAAAAGUUCGACCAUGGCUUCCCCUUACCUUUUCUACCGGCUAUCGAUCUGGAAAAUGUCGAUAUCCGCUAUGAGGAGGGCUACAUCUUUGUAUGUUGCGACAUAUUCUACAAGGGUGGCAUCGUAAAGCCACCGGGUCCACUUACAGAACCAUUGAAGUGAUUGUUCGAUCUCAUCGCCACUCGACUGAGCUUGCAGAGACCAACCUUUAAUGCGAUCAUCCCACCCAACAUGUAAUCUAGAGAGUUUGUGGUUUGUAGGCAUCUAUUCAAGGAAGAAACUCAUCAACAGUCUGUGAAGGGUCAUAGUUGCAACAGUAGUAUUCAAGCCUCACAUGGAUCACAUGAAUCUUGUGGUCGGAUAUACUUGCUCGGCUCGGGAGUUGGGCUCGUAGAGUACUGAAAACCCUAGGCUGCUGAGAUUGUAAGGGGUAAUUUGUGAGGAAAGCACUUGUAAAUCAGGAAAAUCAGAGUGCAGUUGUGUAACUGUAGUGUAUAAUCAUCCCUUGUUCCUCCUCGCAAGAGGUUGUCCACAAAUGUUUUUCUACAGCUGCAGCAGAGAAUGUGCAUUUUCCUUAACAUGUUAAUAUGUGCGGACUUUCUCUAUACGGGGCUCUAGCCAUCUUUUGACA
Messenger RNA from Physcomitrium patens, 3032 nucleotides. RefSeq names its product putative BPI/LBP family protein At1g04970. NCBI's taxonomy places the organism in Eukaryota, Viridiplantae, Streptophyta, Bryopsida, Funariales, Funariaceae. The record is from RefSeq and is a predicted model, not a curated record. Gene Ontology annotation, molecular function: lipid binding.